CGGGGGCGGGCGCCAUGGCGGGCGCGGGGGCGGUGGGCGGCAGCCGGGACCUGGCCGGGGCCGCGGGGCCGCAGGGCCGGGCGGCGGAGCAGACCCCGAGAGCCGCCGCGAUGUCUUCCGUCGCCUCCUACGAGAGCCUGGUGCACGCCGUGUCCGGGGCCGUGGGCAGUAUGACUGCAAUGACUGUAUUUUUUCCUUUGGAUACAGCUAGGCUUAGACUUCAGGUUGAUGAGAAGCGGAAAUCUAAGACAACACCGGCAGUUCUUUUGGAAAUAAUCAAAGAAGAAGGCUUGUUGGCACCAUAUCGAGGAUGGUUCCCUGUUAUCUCCAGCCUUUGCUGCUCCAAUUUUGUUUAUUUUUAUACAUUUAAUAGUCUUAAGGCCCUCUGGGUCAAAGGUCAGCAUUCAACCACUGGGAAAGACUUGGUUCUUGGGGUUGUUGCAGGUGUAGUGAAUGUACUCUUGACCACUCCUCUUUGGGUAGUGAACACACGUCUGAAGCUGCAGGGAGCAAAAUUCAGAAAUGAAGACAUUGUACCAACUAAUUAUAGAGGCAUAAUAGAUGCCUUCCAUCAGAUAAUAAGAGAUGAAGGAGUCUUAGCUCUGUGGAACGGUACUUUCCCCUCCUUGCUUCUGGUCUUCAAUCCUGCCAUACAGUUCAUGUUUUAUGAAGGCUUUAAACGAAAGCUUUUGAAAAAGCAGCUGCAACUCACAUCUUUGGAUGCUUUUGUCAUUGGUGCAAUAGCCAAAGCAGUUGCCACGACCCUCACUUAUCCUCUGCAGACAGUACAGUCAAUUCUGAGGUUUGGACGCCACAGGUUGAACCCAGAGAACCGAACACUAGGCAGUCUUAGAAAUGUUCUUUACCUUCUUCAACAGAGAGUGAGGCGUUUUGGAUUAGUGGGACUCUACAAAGGCCUUGAAGCAAAGCUCCUGCAGACAGUCCUUACUGCUGCUCUUAUGUUUCUGGUAUAUGAGAAACUGACUGCUGCAACCUUCACAGUCAUGGGAUUAAAGCACUCACGCAAACAUUGAUAAAGGAACCUAUGCCAAAGAUUAUGGGGUCUAGAAAACACAUUCCGUUUUUGAGACCAGGCUGGGUAACAAAGGGUCCUCACUUCCUCUACUUCUUUUUUUAGCCACCUCCGUCUCCAGUAUUUGGAGAAUCUGGAAUAUGCUCUAUAGGACCUGUUGCCACAAAUUCAGGGAUAGUCCAUUCCCUAUUGUUCUGUGGACUCACUGCUUUAAGAAACAAAGACAUCUUAUUUAAGCACUUGACAUAAAAUUUUAAUGAUUAUAUGAUUUGGUUGACAUUCUUGGUGAGAAUUAAUCUCUGUCACUAUGCUUUCUUGUUUUCCCUCAAAUAGUCCUCAGUUAUUCCUGUAUCUUUACCUUCUGUCAGCAUCUGGUGGGGCUGGUUUUGUUUUAUCUUCCUUGGGUGCCUCAGACACCCCCCCCCGAAACAAUUGUGUUAUUUUCCUUGACCUGUGUUUGUCACUUCAUAUUUGGUUUAUUAAAAUAAUUCAUAAAGAUUAA
This is a messenger RNA of Pseudopipra pipra, 1535 nucleotides long. It is a transcript of the gene SLC25A17, whose product is annotated as solute carrier family 25 member 17. Lineage: Eukaryota; Metazoa; Chordata; Aves; Passeriformes; Pipridae. The transcript has 9 exons. Gene Ontology annotation, cellular component: peroxisomal membrane. Gene Ontology annotation, molecular function: ATP transmembrane transporter activity; AMP transmembrane transporter activity; coenzyme A transmembrane transporter activity. Gene Ontology annotation, biological process: transmembrane transport. The record is from RefSeq and is a predicted model, not a curated record. Bases 15 to 1034 code for a protein of 339 amino acids.